Messenger RNA from Funneliformis geosporum, 170 nucleotides. NCBI's taxonomy places the organism in Eukaryota, Fungi, Glomeromycota, Glomeromycetes, Glomerales, Glomeraceae. The record is from the annotation of a GenBank genome assembly.
UGUCACUUCUAUUAGAGAUGGUCAACUCACAGGCGAAAACUUUUAUUCCAACAGUUGUUGAAUCAUCACAAUUCCUAUCAAAGCCUUUGAACCCUAUGCCAAUAAUACGGGAAACAAAUAGAAAUAUAUCUGGACACAAUGUUUGGUGGUCGACAUAUGGCGAAACUUGA